Soboliphyme baturini is the source of this 366-nucleotide messenger RNA. The record is from the annotation of a GenBank genome assembly. Lineage: Eukaryota; Metazoa; Nematoda; Enoplea; Dioctophymatida; Soboliphymatidae.
AUGGCGGCUACAAUGCUGGACGGCAACGUCGGCGCGAAACGGGGCGCCUCAUCCAUCAACUGCUGCGCCGAUCUAAGACAUCGAGGUCGAAAAGAGAAAGGAAAACGACGAGGUGUCGGUGGCGACGCGGCGGCCAUGACGAAUCCGGUCAAGAAAGUUCGAAGUGCAGUGACGUCUAAACUCGACCCAACUGCCGGCGAGGAAAGCGAAAGCCUGUCAGAGACACGACCAAGGCCAGCAGAACACCCGGAAACACUUGGCGAAACUGCUCGUGGCGAGGAGCAUGAAGUUUCGCCUAUUUUAAGGCUAAGCAACACGUCUGUGUUCGUAGUGCACAAGUCAUUUACCUCUAGCAGCAUCGAUUGA